AGAGCGCAUUUUAUACAACUGUGCUGAGUGUUGUUGCUGCAGCUAUUUGGACUCUUUUGUUCUUCUGUCUUCCUUCCUUUUUCCAUGAUCCAAAGCUUCCAUUUGAAUGAAUCUUCUCAACUUCUAGAGAGAGAAACCUCCCACAAAUUUAGAGAGAGAAAGUGACCUCAUAGGAGAGAGAUACUACCACUCUCAGUUACGCAGCGGCCGUGUCGGUAGAGAGAGAAAGUAGGAUAGGACUGAGAUUUUUCUUCAAUUUCUGAAACAACAAAAACAAAAAUCUUGCGUUUCAAUGGAGUUUUACUGCUAAUAAUACCGAGAAUUGGAGCUUCAAUAAUAACUCGAAUGAAGCAGAGAUACCAAACCAAAAAACAACCAUAAAUUAUGUGCAGAUCUUGCUCGUGUUUCAACAUCGAAGCGGAAACAAAUUGUUCUCAUCUUUGUCAUAUAAUGGAAUUCGAAGCUUUCGUGCUCGAAUUCCGAUUUUAACUUCCACUCAACCUUCAACUUAAUUGUUCAAAGGUUUUUUUUCCAAUUUUUUUUUGUUGUUGGAGAAAUUUCUGACUUUUUGGAAUUGUUAUAUAACUCAACACUGAAAUAUAGAGAAAAUUUAAUGGUUGAAUUUGUCGGCAAUGCUCAAAUUCUGGGUGAAAUGGUGGUAUAUUUUGGGAUUUGAUUGAUUAAUUUAUCUUUCAAUUGGGAGCUCCUGUGCUAUUGACAAGUUUUCCAUAGAUGACAUGCCUAUUGAGUUUUUGUACUUUACAGAAAGAAAUUGAUUAAAAAGUGUGUUGUGGGUUGGAAUUUGGUUGAUUAGUGUUGGGUUUGUGUUGGAUAUUCUGCCAUGAUUACUUUUAUGGAUCCGAAGGAGAAAAUAAAAGAGGCUGAUAAUUGUUUAGAUUCACAAUUGUGGCAUGCUUGUGCUGGAGGGAUGGUGCAAAUGCCACCAGUGAGCUCAAAGGUUUAUUACUUUGUACAAGGUCAUAUAGAACAUGCUAAUGGAAAUGUGGAUUUUAGGAGUUUCCCACGAAUUCCGUCAUAUGUUCUUUGUAGAGUUGAAGAUAUACGAUAUUUGGCUGACCAGGAGACGGAUGAAGUGUAUGCGAAGAUUCGAUUAAGUCCUGUUACUAAUGAGGUAGAUUAUAGUGAUGAUGAUAUUGGAGUUCAUGGGACUGAAGUGCAAGAAAAUAAGCCUGCUUCAUUUGCUAAGACUUUGACUCAGUCUGAUGCUAAUAAUGGGGGAGGGUUUUCUGUUCCUCGUUAUUGUGCGGAAACAAUAUUUCCGCGGUUAGAUUAUUCAGCGGAUCCACCAGUUCAAAACAUUCUAGCAAAGGAUGUUCAUGGCGAGCCCUGGAAAUUUAGGCAUAUAUAUCGAGGGACACCAAGGCGUCACUUAUUAACUACUGGUUGGAGUACAUUUGUGAAUGCUAAGAAGCUAAUUGCUGGGGACUCCAUUGUGUUUUUAAGGGCUGAAAAUGGGGAUUUAUGUGUUGGGAUUCGAAGAGCAAAGAGGGGACUCGGUGGCGGACUUGAUUCAACUUCUGGAUGGAACCCAGGAUCUACUGUUUUGAACUAUGGUGCUUUCUCAGCUUUUCUUAGAGAGGAUGAGAACAGGAUUGGAAGAAAUGGUAAUGGUGUUGGUUUGAACUCAAGUGGUAAUCCAUCAGCUAAGGGGAAAGUGAAGUUGGAGUCUGUACUCGAAUCUGCAACUUAUGCUUCUAAAGGGCACCCCUUUGAAGUUGUUUAUUACCCUAGAGCAGGUACUCCUGAGUUUGUCGUCAAGGCUGGACAUGUUAAGGCAGCGCUUCAAAUUCGUUGGUGUUCAGGAAUGAGGUUCAAAAUGCCUUUUGAAACUGAAGACUCUUCAAGGAUAAGUUGGUUCAUGGGCACCAUAUCCUCAGUUCAGGUUGCUGAUCCUAUGCACUGGUCUGACUCGCCUUGGAGGCUUCUUCAGGUAACAUGGGAUGAGCCAGAUUUGCUGCAAAAUGUGAAACGUGUUAGUCCGUGGCUGGUAGAAUUGGUAUCUAAUAUGCCUACCAUUCACCUUUCCCCCUUCUCCCCACCGAGGAAGAAAUUUAGACUUCCUCACCACCCAGAUUUUCCCAUGGAUGGCCAACUUCCGGUCCCCACAUUUCCCGGAAACUUCCUUGGGCCAAGCAACCCUUUCGGAUGUUUACCCGACAAUUCUCCUGCUGGCAUGCAGGGAGCCAGGCAUGCUCAAUUCGGUCUUUCACUGUCCGAUCUUCACAUGAGUAAAUUACAGUCGGGUCUCUUUCCAGGUGGUUUUCCAGCACUUGAUACAACAAAUACACUACCCAAUAGACCCUCAAGUUCAUUAAGUUAUCAUAAACCCGGAAGCAACGAGAAUAUAUCUUGCUUGCUCACUAUGGGAAACACAAACCAAUCGGUAAAGAAAUCUGAUGUGACAAAACCACAUCAUUUUGUGCUCUUCGGAAAACCAAUUUUGACAGAGCAGCAAAUGUCUCUAAGCCGAUCAGUUGACACAGUAUCACCAGUUCCUACAGGUAAUAGUUCAUCAGAAGGAAAUGUGGACAAGGCUGGUAAUGUUUCUGAUGGUUCUGGGUCAGGACCCAACCAGGAUCGCUCUUCUAUGGAACGACUUCCAUGGCUCAAGGACAACCGCCCAGAAUUAGACUUGGAGCUGGAGACUGGUCACUGUAAGGUAUUCAUGGAAUCAGAGGAUGUUGGACGUACUCUUGAGUUAACAUUGUUAAACUCUUACGAAGAACUUUGCACAAGGCUGGCAAACAUGUUUAGCAUAGAGACUUCUGAUAUGCUCAACCGUGUAGUCUACAGAGACAGUGCAGGCUCAUCAAAGCAAAUCGGAGAUGAACCAUUCAGUGAAUUUGCUAAAAGAGCAAAGAGGCUAACGAUCCUGAUGGAUUCCAGCAGCGAUAACACAGGAGCAUAGAAGCAUCAUAACAAGAAUAAUAACACGAGUGCAAUUGUACAGGUAGUAGAUCUUAUGGUUGUUUCUAGGUGAUGAACCCUCUUAUGUGAUUGAUGCAGUUGUGGGACGACCACAUAUGAGCCAAAUUUUGCUCCUCUUAAUGUCGAAUCUUCACAUUAUCACUAUUUUCUUACCUAUAAAUUUUCCCCAAGGAUAAUGAUACAUUUAAUGGGUUUCGUUUGUUGCCAUAUCUAUGUAUCUAUUUCUAUGCGUGCAUUAAUUUCGCGCUACAGAAAAGUUUUCUAUUAACACAGAUGGUCUUAGAAAAAUGAUCAAGUCUUCUACUUCAGUCUCUUGGUUUGGCUAGUUGCUAUUAUAA
Spinacia oleracea (spinach) is the source of this 3287-nucleotide messenger RNA. RefSeq names its product auxin response factor 18. The record is from RefSeq and is a predicted model, not a curated record. Gene Ontology annotation, cellular component: nucleus. Bases 842 to 2929 code for a protein of 695 amino acids. Gene Ontology annotation, molecular function: DNA binding. Gene Ontology annotation, biological process: regulation of DNA-templated transcription; response to hormone. NCBI's taxonomy places the organism in Eukaryota, Viridiplantae, Streptophyta, Magnoliopsida, Caryophyllales, Amaranthaceae. The transcript is spliced from 4 exons.